Messenger RNA from Morchella importuna, 1503 nucleotides. RefSeq lists its product as uncharacterized. NCBI's taxonomy places the organism in Eukaryota, Fungi, Ascomycota, Pezizomycetes, Pezizales, Morchellaceae. The transcript is spliced from 4 exons. The record is from RefSeq and is a predicted model, not a curated record. Bases 1 to 1503 code for a protein of 500 amino acids.
AUGGCCCGCAGAGCCAUCACCAGCGAUGCUCCCGCCCAGCGCGGUACUCCCGCGCCAGAGAUAAAAGCAGAUACCACGGACACGAGCUCAACAGCUAGUCGGGCUUCCACAGCACCUAAACCGUCGCGCAAGCGCCGUCCUCGAAACCGCUCGACCGCCUCGACCGCCUCAACAGCUACCAACGGCUCGACUACCCCCGUGCCCAGGACUCCUACCCUCAAGCAGCACACCGCUAGUACGAACGAUAGUAGCUAUGAUCCCCUCACGGAGGCUGUAAUUAGCGCCUUUGCUACCUUUGGUGAACUCUUCCUCUCCCUAAUCACCUUCCUUCGCGAUAGCCUAACUACCACGCUGCGCCUGCUGCGAACGCCGCUCUCCCUCCUCCUCGGACUGUACCUUCUCGCCGUCACCGCCGCAUACUGCUACCGCGCCCUGUCGAUACCUAUUACGCGCGCGCUCCUCCCGCUAUGCAACAUACCGGGGGUCUCGCUGCUAGAUAUACCGUUGUGUAACAAUGCAUAUACCGCGACCCCGACGCGCACGUCGAGAACGGACUUUAAGGCCCUGGUCGACCUGCAGACUUCCUUCGAGGACAUCAUUGAGAAAGCAGCCAGCGGCUCAGGCUUGGGUAAUGACCUGAAGAAGUCGGAGUUCGCAGUGUCGGACUUGAAUACGCUGGUCCGCAGUUCAACACUCGAGUGCCGAGAUGAGCUCUCCAUCCGCCUCGAAGACUUCAUCACAGGCGCCAAGCGCACCUCCAAAGAUCUCACACGCUUCAGCUCCAGAGUCUCCGGCGUUGUCGACUCCAUCAUUUCCAUCGACACCUUCGCUCUCCGCACGCUCUCCGCCGCCCGCGCAAUCGAGCUCUCUGCAACCCCACAUAACCCCGUGGUCCAAUACGCACUUGCGCCGUUCCGGCGCUUCACAGCAAUGGCGGACGCAGAGGCGUCUGUCAUGGACACCUUUAUAAAGGCGGGCAAUGUCAUGGAGGAGAACAUCAGGAGGUUGGUGUUUCAGGCCAAAGGGUUGUUGGAGGAUCUGGAGACGAUGGAAGAAAAGUUGAGAGUCAUACAUGAGGUUGUGGCGAGGGAGGGGAAUGUUGUUAAUGAGGCAUAUGACGAUGUGCUAUCUCAACUAUGGACGCUCCUCGGCGGCAACCGCAGCGUCCUCGGCCGCUACGAGUCGCAACUGGCACUCCUCAACGACCUCGCCGGCUAUCGUGGAAAAGCGAUGGCGCAUGUGCGUGUGUCGCUAAUGCGGUUGGAGAAGAUGCAGACGGACCUGGAGGAUCUGAGAGAACAUAUGGCGAGGCCCGGGGUGCUGGCGGAGGCAGGAAUGGAGGGGCUGCCGUUGGAGGUGCAGAUGGAGACGAUUAGAAGGGGUGUGGAGAGGUUGAAGAGCAGUAUGGAGAGGGCGAAGGGGGUGACGGAUAGGCAACAUGAGAGUAUGCUAGCGCAGCAUACCGAGAGUACCAUUGGGAUAGAACAGAUGCUGGACGGAUGA